This is a messenger RNA of Fomitopsis serialis, 1218 nucleotides long. RefSeq lists its product as uncharacterized. Lineage: Eukaryota; Fungi; Basidiomycota; Agaricomycetes; Polyporales; Fomitopsidaceae. The coding region runs from base 1 to 1218 and encodes 405 amino acids. The record is from RefSeq and is a predicted model, not a curated record. The transcript has 8 exons.
AUGGAGGAAGAAAAGGACUUCGAUGAGCUCCAGUCCGACAUCUCGGACGACCAAGACGACACCCGUACCUUCCACAUCGGCGAUCGCCUGACAAUGCCAAAGGCCAGGCUGUACACAACGCAAGAACUCCAUACUCUCGUGCACGAGGGUGUCAUUGACUUGUGCCCGGCUUAUCAAAGAGAUAUUGUAUGGACAGAACCGAAGCAAAUGAAGCUCCUGGACUCUAUAUACCGCAACUAUUACGUUCCACCGAUUGUGUUCGACGUGUACAAAGACGACGAUGGCGAGACGGUCAUGCGAUGCGUGGAUGGGAAGCAGAGGUUGACGUCUAUCCAGAAAUUCUUUGACGGCCAGAUUCCUUACAGAGACCCCGUUACCAAAAAGGCUUGGUGGUAUACCCGCGCACAGUCGCACAAAUCUUCACGAUUGGAGGUCCCAGAGGAGUGGAAGCGGGAUUUUGCCUCCAAACAACUUACGUGCGUCCAAUACUAUGACCUGCCAAAGGGAAUGGACCGCGACAUCUUCCAGCGUGUGCAGCUGGGCGUUCCCCUCACAGCCGCUGAGAAACUGCAGGCCAUCUCCUCGCCCUGGUCCGAACUCGUCAGCGAGCUGGACGCGCGGUACAUCAACUGCGACAACGGGCUGACGACGAUCAUCGACGUUGACAUGAAGCGCGGGCGCGACUUCCAAACGCUCGCGCAGUUCGUCUGCUGCUGCAAGUACUACCCAGAACGCGUCAUCCCGACCGCGAAGAAGAUGGAACAGUUCGUCGCGGGCGAGGACGAGCCCGAGACCUGGUUUAAGACCGCACUCAAGGAGGCGCUCACAAAGUUCUGGCACAUCGGCGACAACAAGAGAUUAAACUACGGGUUCCGCUCGAUACAGAAGCGUGUGGCGCCGAUCGAGUUCGUCUUCAUCGGUGUGAUACUGUACAUUCUACGCGACUGCGAGGACGAGGUCUGCGCGGAAGAGAUCUACAACAUGCGAACGCACGUCCGCAAGCAGUUUCCGGAUGUCCGCGCGCGCGGGGACAUCAUCAAGUGCCUGUGGGACUUCAUCGCGCAGGUCGUAGAGCGCCAGGACGACGAACCGCCGCCCGCGUCUGCCAAAAGACGGUCGUCGAAGCAGAAGCGGGGCAAGUACUACGAGGGCAGCGACGACGACGAAGAGAUGGACAAGCCCGCGAGACGCGCUAAGAAGUCCAAGAGUCGGAGAUGA